This is a messenger RNA of Cornus florida, 1355 nucleotides long. Its product is annotated as grpE protein homolog 2, mitochondrial-like. Gene Ontology annotation, molecular function: adenyl-nucleotide exchange factor activity; protein-folding chaperone binding; protein homodimerization activity. The record is from RefSeq and is a predicted model, not a curated record. Gene Ontology annotation, cellular component: PAM complex, Tim23 associated import motor. Gene Ontology annotation, biological process: protein import into mitochondrial matrix; protein folding. The transcript has 6 exons. Lineage: Eukaryota; Viridiplantae; Streptophyta; Magnoliopsida; Cornales; Cornaceae. Bases 146 to 1072 code for a protein of 308 amino acids.
AUUUCACUUUCUUUCUCUCCAAGCAUGUUUUAUUUCCCCCAAGUUUCUCUCUCCUAAAACCCUUCAGACCAGUCGCCAUAAACCCCCAUCUUUCUCUCUCUACAACGAUUCAACUUUUCUGGACACAAUAAAUCUACAUCCAGCGAUGUUGGUAUCUAGGGUUUCCUCUCGGCUUCCGAAGGGCGUUUUGGCUCAGUGCCGGAACUCACUCCUCCUCUAUGCUCGUCGACAACAACUACAACAACACCACCUUCCGAUCCUUUCCAAUCAAUUUCACUCCCUUCGUGAAUCUCCAAACAAGGUGGUUGUUGCUAGUCAGGUGUCUGUAUUACAUCAUUCAAUCUUCAAUACGUCAGCCUUUCAACGAUACGGAAUUUCCUCAUCUGCAUCACCCCUACCAACUGAAAAAGAUAAUGCCCAAUCCAGAAAUGAACAAGGGGAUACAAUAGAGGACAAUGGAGCAGCUGGGUUUGGAGAGGCUGAAGUUCCUGGUCAGAAAGAAGAAUCAGAUUCACUGGCCAACUUGUCUAUUGAUGAUCUGUCGAAACUUGUGGCGGAGAAGGAAGAACUUCUAAAGAUAAAGCACAAAGAGAUGGAGAAAAUGCAAGAUAAAGUUUUACGGAGUUAUGCAGAGAUGGAGAAUGUCAUGGACAGGACAAAACGUGAAGCAGAGAGCUCCAAAAAGUUUGCCGUUCAGAACUUUGCAAAGAGCUUACUGGAUGUUGCAGAUAAUCUGGGGAGGGCUGCUUCUGUUGUAAAAGGCAGUUUUUCGAAGAUAGAUACAUCUACAGACAGUGCUGGUGCUGUGCCACUUCUCAAAACACUUCUAGAAGGUGUUGAAAUGACUGAUAAGCAGCUUGCAGGGGUGUUCAAAAAGUUUGGCGUGGAAAAGUUUGAUCCUACAAAUGAGCAAUUUGAUCCUCAUAAGCAUAAUGCAGUGUUCCAAGUACCAGAUGCUACCAGGCCGCCUGAAACAGUUGCUGUUGUAUUGAAGUCGGGAUACAUGCUGUACGAUCGAGUUAUUCGGCCAGCUGAAGUUGGCGUAACAGUGGGCAAUAGGAUGGUAGACUAAGGCUCUGGAGCAUAAGGAAUGACUUGGUAGGGUACCCAUUCUGGAUUAAUUUUUAAAAAAUUUGCAUGUGCUUGUGAGAGAUGGAAGAAGAGGUACCCUUUCUCCAUGUUAGAUAAGGUUUGGAUACUGUUUCCAUAGAGAUUCUUUAUAUACAUUUUCAGCUUAUUUAUUGUCAUCUGCGAAAUAGUGCCUCAAUGGGCUUUGUUGCAUCUUUUAAAUUUAUAAACACAGUUCAAAAAAUGAUACAAACAGUAGGUAAAAUCUAAUGAAGUUUUCUAUCCCA